Fulmarus glacialis (Northern fulmar) is the source of this 2817-nucleotide messenger RNA. It is a transcript of the gene CEP128, whose product is annotated as centrosomal protein 128kDa. The record is from RefSeq and is a predicted model, not a curated record. Lineage: Eukaryota; Metazoa; Chordata; Aves; Procellariiformes; Procellariidae.
AUGGCAGAUUCAUCCAGUGAGUCAGAUAACUUUCUUAGGGGUCGAAUGGGAAGGCGGCCACCUUUGAGAGCAUCCCACAACAGAGCUCGGAACUAUGGUGCUGAAGAAGUUACAGAGAAGAUCCAUACUUUAGCAAGCACUUUACAGGAUACCAACAGAAAUCUAAGACAUGUUGACCACUUGCUAGGACAAUACAGAGAAUACAACAAGGAACAAACCGAAGCAAUAGCAACUUUAAAAGAAACACUGGAACAGUCUAUAGGUCAAUUAAGGAGUCAACGAUUAACCCAAAACUCUGGAAUGAGAAGUGCUUCUCUCUCGAGCUUAUACCCUAGUGAUCUGGAUGGAGAAGGAGUGUCAGGGUACCGCCACUUCCUGCCUACUUCUCCUCUCAGGGAUUAUGGAGACUCACAGGGCAAUAAACAUCGGAGGUCUAGAUCUGCAAGUGUUCGAUUUGUCAAUGAGGCAGAUAAUUUGGACCAGCUGCAUUCUUUCCACCAGUCUCUUCGAGAUCUCAGCAGUGAACAAGUUCGCCUAGGAGAUGACAUCAGUCGGGAGCUUUCAAGAAGAAAUCGGACUGAUGCUGAAUUAAGAAAGACUCUAGAAGAAUUGUCUGAAAAGCUCACUGAGUCCCAAAGACAAGAAACGGUAUCAGAACGGGUAGAGAGAAGACUUCAGGAGAUAGAACAAGAAAUGCGUACUGAAAGACAACUUGUAGAAAGGCGGCAGGACCAACUGGGACAUAUGUCUCUUCAAUUACAAGAGGCUUUAAGGAAGCAAGAUGCUAAAGCAGAUGGAACAGAAGAACUCAUGAAAAAUAAACUUGGGAAAUAUGAAAGUGAAAAGAACCAACUUGAGCAGGAAUUGGAGCAGUCCCGGAAAAAGCUGAAUGAAUCAGAAGGCAGUAGAGAAGCUCUUUUGCAUCAGAUUGAGGAUCUUCGUUCCAAACUUUUGAGAGCAGAAGAAGACCGUGUAGAGUUGCAACAUCAAAUUUCACAUGUUGCUAUGCACCGCCAGAGCUACCAAGAUAUACAAGAUGAUGACAGGAGAAUUGGAACAGUAGCUGAAAGAUAUGAGAGAGAGAAGCAAGAACUGGAGAAACAUAUUUUAGAGCUUAAAGCAAAGCUGAGUCAUAAUGCUGUAAUGUCAGAUGUAGAAGAACUAAAAAGAUGCAUAGAGCGUAAGGACAAGGAGAAAGCACAGCUUGUAAUGCACAUACAGGUGUUAACAUCGGACCUGGAAAACAGGGAGAAGCAGCAGGAAAAAAUGCUGGACCAGCUAAAGGAGAUAGAGAGUUGCUACAAGGCUUGUGAGAAUGGACGUAGACAAACUGAACUCCAGUCUGCUGAGUUAGCUCAACAGGUUGAAGAGAGUACCAAGGAAGCAGAACGGUACCUCACUGAAUUCAAGCAUUCAGAGGCACUUAGGCUGGAGACUGAGAAAAAAAGAGAAGAUUUGAAGGUGAGAGCGCAGGAAACCAUCCGCCAAUGGAAGCUGAAAUGUAAGAAACUGGAUCGCGAGGUGGAAAAACAAAAUGAAACUAUCAACCAACUGAUGGACAAGAACAGUGAGGCCCUCAAAGAAAAGGAUGACCUCAGAAGUCAACUUCUCUCUGCUAUACACCAAAUAGAAAACCUUCGGAAAGAGCUGAAUGAUGUGCUUACAAAGAGAGCCCAGCAGGAAGAACUCCUCCGCUGCAAAGAGGUAAAACUGAAUGAAAUGAAGUCUCACCAGGUAUCUCUUGAAGAAGAGAUCAAAGAAGUUCAAGGUACUGUCAAUAAAUUGGAGAAUGAGUUAAAAAAGCAAGUCUUUCUACAAAAUCAAAUGCAAGCUGAAAAGGAACACUUGGAGGCAGAACUUGCAUCCAGUAACUUGAUCCAUAAAAAAGACCAAGAAAGACUCUUAGAAAUGCAAGCAGAUGUAAAAAACUUAAGCUCUAUACGUGUUGAACUAACAAACAGAAUAGCAGAAGAGGAGAAAGUCAAAAAGGAAUUACAUAAGAGCCUCUCAGAUUAGGAAUCUAAGCAUGAAGAGAUGACUUCAGCUAACAGGCAGCUGAAGAUGGAAAGAGAAGUUCACCAACAGGAGUUGGCAGAUCUCAGAUCAGAGUUACAAAAUGUUAAAAUCAAACAUGAACGAAAUGUUCAAGAGCUCAUGAAACUCCUUAAACAAGAAAAGGAUGAUGCAGAGGCUCAGAUUAGAGUGCUUAAGAUGGAACUUGUAGAAGAGAAAAACAUAGUCAAGGCUCAAUGUCGACAACUGGAGAAGAUAAAAAUUGAGUGUGAUAAACUGACAGAAGAAUUAACCCAAAAUGAAGAAGAAAAUAUAAAACUCAGGCGGAAAUGUGAGUUUGUAAAACAAGAACUGGAGAAAAAGGAUAAACAGAUCAGCAAUGAAGAUGAUCAUUUGAGAAGGAUGGAUGAGGCCAGACUGCAGUUUAAGGAUCAGCUGCGUCACUUAGAAAUGGAACAGGAAUCCAUUCUCACCAUGAUAGGAAGUGAAAUUGAUGCUGCUUGUGAAAUUUUUUCUCGGGACUCCAUGGAGAAAUUCAAAGCAAUAACACUUACACCAAUGGUGCUGAAUGAUCCUCAUCGCUGGUUAGCAGAAACAAAGACUAAGCUUCAGUGGCUGUGCGAGGAGGUAAAGGAGAGAGAAAGUAAGGAAAAAAAGCUGCGAUGCUACUUACUGCAGAGCCGAGAACAGCUCAAGCACCUUACGCAGAUGAAGGAGGCUGAACAUCAGUCUCUCUUUAAACAGAUAAAAAAGCAAGAAAAACUUUUGGAAGAAGUUCACAGGGAAAAAAGAGGUAUGUUGCUG